GUUGCUAUUUUUGAUCAUAUCCCUUCAAAGAAUACCAACUUUGAACCUGAUCUUAGUGUUGAAGGAUUGACAACUAAAUUAGUUAAGGAUUCUUUAAACUCAACAUCAAAGGUACCAGAAUUAUCAGCAAAUGCUGACUUGACACAUGGUCGUAUAGUUGAUCCAGCAUUAUUCCCAACAUUCUUUGCCAACAAGCCAAACAUCAACAAGUUUGUUUUGUACAAUAUCAACUUUAACCUUACCAAUGACACCAUUGGACAAUAUACCUUCGAUAAAUCAAUCAACUUUUUCCCCAUCAAUUUCAAAGGAUGGGAUACCGAUCCCCAGUACCGAGUGUACACAGAUGCAGCUGGAAACUACCAAAACUUCCACUACUGUAUGAGGAUCAAUGUAUUGUUCAACUACACUGGUAAUGAGAGAUUGAAUGUUAGAGGAGAUGAUGAUGUUUGGGUCUAUGUGAACAACUACUUGUUCUUGGACAUGGGUGGACUUCAUCAUCCAGAGGACCAGUCAAGGAACUUCUUAGGAUUGCAAGGAUUGCAAAUAGGCAAUCUAUAUCCACUGGACAUCUUCCAAUGUGAUAGACAUACGACUGAGGCCACGAUGAAGAUUGUUGCCAACUUCAAAUUUGUUUGUGAUCAUGUGGACUACUGUGGAGUGUGCAAUGGUGAUGGUUCUGCAUGCUGCAGUGCCGAAGCUGGUGGAGACUGUGAUGAUAAGAAUGCAUGCACAAUCGAUGCUUGUCCAUCGAGACUGACUCCUGGCGUCAACUCGACCAACUUCCAAUCGUUCUGCACUCAUCUUGAUCCAUGCGCUGCAAAGAAUGCAUCCGAUCCAUGCUACACAUGGGCCUGUGACGGCAUUGGUUGCACCAAGACUAGUGCCAAGACCUGUCCAUUGGUCAAGUGUCAGGUGUCCACGGGUUGCAACUCGAAUGAGGGUGGCUGCCAGUACAGUCCCAAGUGCGCAGCUUCAGACGUCUGCACCAACACAGUCUGUGAUGCCAAGACUGAGGAGUGCCUCAGCACACCGGUCAACUGCACGGGAUCCGAUCCAUGCAUGGACUAUGUCUGUAACAAGGACAAGGGUGGUUGUGUGUCCAAGGACAAGACCUGUCUCCCUGACAACCCAGCUGCCUGCACGAUCUACUCGUGCGCACCAGGCGCAGGCUGCACUUCAAGGUUGUUGAACAGUACCGAGUGCAACUGUUGUGAUCCAAGCAAGACACCCAAGUGCAAGGUGGCCAAGUGCAACUCUUCAACAGGACAAUGCGAGUACAGUGAUGUCAAUGUGAGUGAUGGAAAGGCCUGCACCAUCGACGCGUGCGAUCCAAUCACCGGUGUGAUCACCCACACGCCAAUAGUGUGCAAGGGAUGCCAGACCUGCAAUCCAAGCAACGGUACAUGUGUAGACACCAACAGCCAGUGCACGAAUGGCAACGCAUGCUCAGUCGGCAAGUGCAGCAACGGUUCAUGCUCAUUCGUCACCAACACAUGCGACGAUGGCAACCUGUGCACUAUUGACUCUUGUGUCGCUGGUGCUGGCUGCAAGUAUCAGAACAAGACCUGUCCAGAUGUCGGCCUGUGUCAAGUGGGCUCAUGUCUCGUCAACGGUACAUGUGGCGCCACCACCAGAAACUGCACGACCACAAAGUUCUGUAAGGUUGCCAAGUGCGAUGACAAGCUUGGCUGUGUGGAGGAGGACAGAGACUGUGUGCCAACCAAGCCCGAGUGCCAAGUCGGCGUAUGCAAUGAGCAGACUAAGCAAUGCGAGUUCAAAGAUCGCAAGCCAUUAUCCUGGAGAUGUAAGAAGACAUCGAGUGGUCACUCAAAACGCGCCAACCCAACUGCCCUACUAUGUCUAGUCAUUGCCACUGUGAUGUUUGUAAUGUCAUUC
Molecule: messenger RNA, 1896 nt
Organism: Acytostelium subglobosum LB1
Lineage: Eukaryota; Evosea; Eumycetozoa; Acytosteliales; Acytosteliaceae
Exons: 3
Cellular component (GO): extracellular region
Source: RefSeq, a predicted model, not a curated record